Pan troglodytes (chimpanzee) is the source of this 5232-nucleotide messenger RNA. RefSeq names its product coiled-coil domain containing 110 (gene CCDC110). Bases 2284 to 4830 code for a protein of 848 amino acids. Gene Ontology annotation, cellular component: cytoskeleton. The transcript has 11 exons. The record is from RefSeq and is a predicted model, not a curated record. NCBI's taxonomy places the organism in Eukaryota, Metazoa, Chordata, Mammalia, Primates, Hominidae.
GCGCGGGGCGGCGGAGCGGGUGCGUGCGGCGGCGGCGGUUGCGAGAGAGAUGAGCCGCGGCGAUGAGCCCGGAAAAGCAGCACCAGGAAGAGGAUGAAGUUGACUCCGUUCUCCUUUCAGCGUCCAAGAUCCUAAAUUCUUCGGAGGGGGUGAAGGAAAGUGGCUGCAGCGACACAGAAAUAUGAAGCAGCUGGAAAAUUUAAGUUGAAUAUGAGAUGAGUAAUAUUCUUACAUUCCCAAUAAACUCUCAUCUUGGUGGGUGGGACCAUGCCUUCCGCUUUAUGUGCCUCCCGAUAUUGUAUGUUUAGCAGGGACUUGGUAAAUGGUGGAGUGUGAUUGUGUUUUAUCUCCUGGGUUCUUUGAUAAUUUCCCUUCCAAUUCUAGAAUCACGUAAUUCUGUGUGACUAAGUAUUGCCUAGUUUUUAAAUUACCUUUCCUUUGGGAACAAGUAGCAGCCGAUGUCUCUGAAACUCAUAAGAAAAACAGAAAGUUAUGUUAAUAGCUUUUAAAAAUAGAUGAAUCCGACUCCCUGCCUACUCUCUGCCUGUGCAGAAUCAUCUGAACUUUGCUGGAGAAAAACACUCACUUUUGAGUCAUACCAUGAAUCUAAAAUGCACUCUCAAUGCUAUUGGGAAAACUUACUUUAUUUCCACAGAAAAUUCUUCUUCAAAUCCUCUGCAAAAAAGCUAUUUCAGUCCUCCUGUUCUUAAAUCUCGAACACGUUUCUCCCUGGCCGCUCCACUCAUAACAUGGUCCCACUCUAUAUGAAAAAAGUAGAAGCACUCAGACCCAAACUCCUUCAUUCUCACCCUUCACAUUUGUGAAACCCAUAUUCUAGGUCUUCUCCCAUUUCAACGGAAGAAUUGUCCUUGAUCAAUCAAAAGUGAUUUCCUCUGGAUCUCAUCUCCUGUGGAAUUCUCAAGUCCCAGCUUCUGCAAUUAGCCUCCCUCGUUGUCCGGAAUUAUUGCUUUUCUCCCUUUCUACUAUGUGAUUCCAGCAGCAAACAAGCAUGUUAGAAUGUCCUGUGGUUUAAAAAAAAAAAAUUCCUUCUCUUAGCCAGAUGUGGUGGCACACACCUGUGGUCCCAGCUACUCCGGAGGCUGACAUGGGAGGAUCACUUGAGCCUUGGAGGUGGAGGCUGCAGUGAGUCAAGAUCACUUCACUGCACUCCAGCCUGGGCAACAGAGUGAGACUCCAUCUCAAAAAAAGAAAAAAAAUCCCUCUUGACCUUCACAUCUCUUCCAGGAUGCACUGUCUUCCCUUCCACAGUGAAACUAGAAACAGUGACCUAUCCUCCAUGCCCACCAAUCUCCACAUUCCAUUCUCUCCUCAAGCACUUCGUUCGGGCUUCUAUACAUGUCCUUCUGCAUGGCCAGCAGUGACAUCUAUGUUUGUUUGUUUAUUUAUUUAUUUUAGAUGGAGUUUCGCUCUUGUCUCCCAGGCUGGAGUGCAGUGGCACAAUCUCGGCUCACUGCAACCUCCACCUCCCACGUUCAAACGAUUCUCCUGCCUCAGCCUCCCGAGUAGCUGGGAUUACAGGCCCCGCCACCACACCCAGCAAAUUUUUUGUAUUUUUAGUAGAGACAGGGUUUCACCAUGUUAGCCAGGAUGGUCUCGAUCUCCUGACCUCGUGAUCUGCCCGCCUAGGCCUCCCAAAGUGCUGGGAUUACAGGUGCGAGCCACCGCGCCAGGCCCAUCCAUGUUGAAUGAUGUAUUCAUUGCUGCUCCCAUGAAUCAUACACUGGUAGACCCACCUGACUAUUGGAUAUCUCUUCUUUGAUGUUUAACAACCUAGCCUUAACAUAUCUAAAAAUGUUUUUCUCCUAAAGUAUGUUCCUACUCUACUGUUUUCCCCCAGUAAAUGACAUCAUCCCUCAUCCAUCUGCUCUCACCAGAAAACAAGGAGCCAUCCUUCAUUCGUCUCUCCUGGCCCCAACGAAUCCUCCAGCAAUGCUGCUGGCUCCAUCUCCGAAGAAAAGCCAAUCCGCUCAGCUUGGCCUGGCGGCUCUGCAUAACCUAGCCCCGGUCUCCUGCUCCGACGUGUCCUCAUCUUCUGCUCCCGUGGGUCCAGUAAGCUGCUUAGUACCAGUGCAAUCACGCUGAGGCCAAGAAAGGAAGAAGAGAUGGAAGAUGAAAAAUAUAUGUCGACAACAUAUCUAUAAUCUAUCCAGGACGGUAUCAAGCAAGUGACAUUCUGCCUAUUAUCAAAAGAAGCUGGAGUACUUCUGUCUACUGUAUCUUAGUAUCAGAGUCGCCAAGCAAAACACAACAGUCAAGCACCGGAUGGAACAACCCUUUACUCACAGACUGAAGAGACGGAGCAAGAUCAGCCUCAGUAAAUAUGGCUGCAUAGCAGAAUCAGAAAAUCAAAUCCAACCACAAUCAGCAUUGAAAGUCCUUCAGCAGCAGUUGGAAUCAUUUCAGGCUUUGCGAAUGCAGACUUUGCAGAAUGUCAGCAUGGUACAGUCGGAAAUCAGUGAAAUAUUGAACAAAAGUAUUAUUGAAGUAGAAAACCCACAAUUUAGCUCAGAAAAAAAUCUGGUGUUUGGCACGCGCAUUGAAAAGGAUUUGCCUACAGAGAAUCAAGAAGAAAACCUUUCUAUGGAGAAAAGUCAUCAUUUUGAGGAUUCCAAGACACUUCAUUCAGUGGAAGAAAAAUUAAGUGGUGAUAGUGUGAACAGUCUCCCUCAAAGUGUAAAUGUUCCAUCCCAGAUACAUUCCGAGGACACAUUAACUCUGAGAACUUCAACAGACAAUUUAUCUUCAAACAUAAUUAUACACCCUUCAGAAAAUUCUGACAUCUUGAAGAAUUAUAAUAACUUUUAUCGUUUUCUACCUACUGCACCUCAAAAUCUGAUGUCUCAAGCUGAUACAGUAAUUCAGGAUAAAUCCAAAAUUACUGUGCCUUUUCUCAAGCAUGGAUUUUGUGAAAAUUUAGAUGACAUUUGCCAUUCUAUCAAACAAAUGAAAGAAGAGCUUCAAAAGUCACAUGAUGGGGAAGUGGCACUUACAAAUGAACUUCAGACUUUACAAACUGAUCCAAAUGUUCACAGGAAUGGUAAAUAUGACAUGUCCCCUAUUCACCAGGAUAAAAUGAACUUUAUUAAGGAAGAAAACAUGGACGGUAACUUAAAUGAAGAUAUAAAAUCAAAGAGAAUUUCAGAAUUAGAGGCAUUAGUGAAGAAAUUACUCCCCUUCAGGGAAACAGUGUCAAAAUUCCAUGUGCAUUUUUGUAGAAAAUGUAAAAAGUUAUCUAAGAGUGAAAUGCACAGGGGAAAGAAAAAUGAGAAAAACAAUAAAGAAAUUCCCAUCACUGGCAAAAAUAUUACAGAUUUAAAAUUCCAUUCCAGAGUUCCAAGAUACACACUGUCCUUCCUCGACCAAACAAAACAUGAAAUGAAAGACAAAGAAAGACAACAAUUUCUAGUAAAACAAGGAUCAAUAAUAUUUGAAAAUGAGAAAACUUCCAAAGUUAAUUCCGUUACUGAGCAGUGUGUUGCAAAAAUUCAGUACUUACAGAAUUACCUAAAAGAAUCUGUGCAGAUACAAAAAAAGGUAACGGAACUGGAGAGUGAAAAUCUAAACCUUAAGUCCAAAAUGAAACCUCUUAUCUUUACCACACAAUCUCUCAUACAGAAAGUUGAAACAUAUGAAAAGCAACUUAAGAAUCUGGUUGAAGAAAAGAGUACUAUUCAGUCUAAGUUAAGUAAAACAGAAGAAGACAGCAAAGAGUGUCUUAAAGAAUUUAAAAAAAUAAUUAGUAAAUAUAAUGUUCUGCAAGGCCAAAAUAAAACUCUAGAGGAAAAAAAUAUACAACUUUCUUUAGAGAAGCAACAAAUGAUGGAAGCAUUAGAUCAACUAAAAAGUAAGGAACACAAAACUCAAAGUGAUAUGGCCAUUGUCAAUAAUGAAAAUAAUCGAAUGAGUAUAGAAAUGGAAGCAAUGAAAACCAAUAUUCUGUUGAUACAAGAUGAAAAAGAAAUGUUAGAGAAAAAAACACACCAGCUUCUAAAAGAAAAAAGCUCACUUGGAAAUGAACUAAAAGAAAGCCAGCUAGAGAUAAUGCAGCUAAAAGAGAAAGAAAGAUUGGCAAAAACGGAACAAGAGACACUUCUUCAAAUAAUAGAAACAGUUAAAGAUGAAAAACUCAACCUUGAAACAACAUUACAAGAAUCUACUGCUGCCAGGCAAAUUAUGGAAAGAGAAAUUGAGAAUAUUCAAACCUACCAAUCUACUGCCGAAAAGAAUUUUCUGCAAGAAAUAAAAAAUGCAAAAUCAGAAGCAAGUAUUUAUAAGAAUAGCUUGUCAGAAAUUGGCAAGGAAUGUGAAAUGUUAUCAAAAAUGGUAAUGGAAACCAAAACAGAUAAUCAGAUUCUAAAAGAAGAACUAAAGAAACAUAGUCAAGAAAAUAUAAAAUUUGAAAACAGCAUCAGUAGACUUACUGAAGACAAAAUACUUUUAGAAAAUUACGUAAGAAGCGUAGAAAAUGAAAGGGAUACCUUGGAAUUUGAGAUGCGGAAUCUUCAACGAGAAUAUUUAAGUUUAAGUGAUAAAAUUUGUAAUCAGCAUAAUGACCCUUCAAAAACAACUUAUAUUUCAAGAAGAGAGAAAUUCCAUUUUGACAACUAUACUCACGAAGAUAAUUCUAGUCCUCGGAGUAGGCCUUUGGCUUCGGAUUUGAAAGGUGGAAACACUACACUGGACAAUACACAUGCCUGCCCUGGCUCCAGAGGAAACACAAUCUCUAGCUUCCAAGGUUGCAAGCACACCUGUUCUGUGCUCCAGAGACACUCUGUCUUCCAAGACUGCUAUUCAAAUAUUCCUUGUUGAAUUCUGUCCAAAGCUUUUUCUACAUUUAUUGGAGGUUAUUUCAAAGUUAAAGACAGAACUCUCAAGCAUCAUUAGGAUUCCUCACGAUUGCUAAGAAACUCCCUUCAAGAAAUAGCCAAUGUUAAUUGUACUGCUAACUGAACUAUGCAUAUCUAACUCGUCUCAAAUGACUCAUAAUGAGGCACUAUAGAUUUGUUUUAAAACUUAUGCACAGAAUGGUUUGGUGCAGAUAACUUAAGCUUUUUCAGCUGGGAAUUUCAGAAGAUGGGGGAGAACUUCUAGAAGGGAGGGCAGGUACCUGGUACCUGUACAUGGAAGGAGCUGAGAUGUCUAAAGUCACCCACAUUUGUCAUUUUAAAAAGUAUACAUAAAUAAAAGAUACUAUUUUGAAGAAGUAUAAAA